Molecule: messenger RNA, 1900 nt
Organism: Diospyros lotus (date-plum)
Lineage: Eukaryota; Viridiplantae; Streptophyta; Magnoliopsida; Ericales; Ebenaceae
Product: DUF21 domain-containing protein At4g14240-like
Exons: 13
Coding region: 113-1603 (496 amino acids)
Biological process (GO): magnesium ion homeostasis
Cellular component (GO): intracellular membrane-bounded organelle
Source: RefSeq, a predicted model, not a curated record
AAUUACUAAAGCGUACGGUCCUCUUGUUGGCCAGUACAAGAGCGAGACAAGCUGAGACGGUAAGAGAGAAGGGAAGAGACGACCAGAAGGCUGAAUCUGGAAACUAGAGACGAUGCACACGUUAAACAUGGUGGCGUUCACGGCGGCCGCCGCGACAGGGCUGGCGGCGUUGGAGGCGGAGCAAUCGGGAGGCAUAGCGUUCGGAUCGGUGUGGUUUUUCAUCUAUGCCGGCGUAUCCUGCGUGCUCGUCCUCUUCGCCGGCAUAAUGUCCGGCCUCACUCUCGGACUCAUGUCCCUCGGCCUCGUUGACCUCGAGAUUCUCCAGCGCAGUGGCACCUCCACCGAGAAGAAGCAAGCAGCUGCUAUUCUUCCAGUUGUCCAGAAACAGCACCAGCUUCUUGUGACCCUGCUCCUGUGCAAUGCAUGUGCUAUGGAGGCCCUUCCCAUAUACCUGGAUAAGCUAUUCAAUCAAUAUGUUGCUAUUUUGCUCUCUGUGACCUUUGUUCUAGCUUUUGGAGAGGUGAUUCCACAAGCAACGUGUGCCAGAUAUGGACUUGCUGUAGGCGCAAAUUUUGUUUGGCUUGUGCGCAUUUUAAUGAUAAUUUGCUAUCCAAUUGCUUAUCCUAUUGGAAAAGUUCUAGAUUGUGUAUUGGGACAUAAUGAAGCACUAUUUAGACGGGCUCAGUUGAAAGCUCUUGUCUCCAUCCAUGGCCAGGAGGCUGGCAAGGGUGGUGAAUUGACACAUGAUGAGACAACAAUUAUUAGUGGAGCACUAGAUUUAACUGAGAAGACUGCUGAGGAGGCUAUGACACCCAUUGAGUCUACAUUUUCCUUGGAUGUGAACUCAAAAUUGGACUGGGAAGCAAUGGGAAAAAUUCUUGCUCGAGGUCAUAGUCGAGUUCCUGUUUAUACUGGAAACCCAAAAAAUAUAAUCGGACUUUUACUGGUGAAAAGUCUUCUUACAGUACGACCUGAAACAGAGACCCCUGUCAGUGCUGUUUCCAUUCGGAGAAUCCCACGGGUUCCUGCUGAUAUGCCCCUGUAUGACAUAUUGAAUGAAUUCCAAAAGGGAAGCAGUCAUAUGGCAGCUGUAGUGAAAACUAAAGGGAAAAACAGAAACCCCCCAUCAAGUCUCUGCAAAGAGAAACCUGAAGAGAGCAAAGUCAACAGUGGGGACUCUCAAUUGACUACUCCUCUUCUAUCAAAGCCUGAUGACAGGCCAGAAAAUGUUGUUGUUGACAUUGAAAAGGCCUCAAGGCCAUCCACCAUAAGCAGGCAAACAUUUUCUCAACAAAAUGAUGCUUCCACAAAUGGAUUGCCUCGUAUGUCGGAUGAUAUUGAAGAUGGUGAAGUGAUUGGGAUCAUCACCUUGGAAGAUGUCUUUGAAGAGCUUCUGCAGGAGGAGAUCGUAGAUGAGACAGAUGAAUUCGUUGAUGUACAUAAAAGGAUACGCGUGGCUGCAGCUGCAGCUGCAUCUUCAGUGGCACGUGCCCCAUCAAUUCGAAGGUUAACUGGCAAUAAAGGAGCGGGAGGACAAAAUAAGCCCGGACAAAGCCCAAAGAAGUCGACAGAGGAAGGCUCAAACUCAAACUCGACAAGGUGACAAGGGAGUCUUGGCUAGCCUCGUCUUCCUGUUCAGAACAAGAGAUUAAUACUGGAGGCAGUGUGAUUCUUUGUGGUCUGGGCUUAGCAUAUUCUUCAUGAACAAGAGGUGAAUUCUGAAUGCAGUUUGAUUUGUCGUCUGUUAUGCCCUAUCCAGCCUGUGGGGGAGAGAGAGUUGUUUAGUGGUUUUGUGAGGAGGAGAUGAAAUAAAGCGCCUCCUAAUCUAAUGUAAAUCUUUGAAUAAUCUCUUUUCCGUUAAUAUUUUUUCUACAUCCGCUUCCAUUCCAAUUUCCAAACA